AUGUGAAUAAAUGAUAUUAUUACGUUAUUUUUGGGCUUACUCUUCUUUGUUAGCAUAUUUCUGUAAUUUGCUGCUCUUUUGUUUCUUUCUCUCGAAUUUCUCUCUCUAGAAUCUCAAAGUUUGCCCGUAACCCAUUUAACUCAGGAGAUUCUUGUUAUGCAGUGAGUGGAGUUGAAAGAUUGCGGGGAAGGAGUUUUGGAGUGGGAAAUGGCUGGGAUUGCGAGUGAGGAAGCUGGAGUUGGAAAGUCUGUCGAGGGGUAUUCAAACGGGCAGCGUUGUCAAUCAGGUGAAGCAUUGGCAGAGUGGCGGUCUUCUGAUCAGGUCGAAAAUGGAACCCCAUCAACCUCACCCCCUUAUUGGGAUACUGAUGACGAUGAUGACAAUGAUGGAGGGCCAAAACCUUCUGAAUUGUAUGGAAAAUAUACAUGGAAGAUAGAGAAAUUUUCAGCUGCCAAAAGAGAACUUCGCAGUAAUGCAUUUGAGGUUGGCGGCUACAAAUGGUACAUACUAAUCUACCCCCAGGGUUGUGAUGUUUGCAAUCAUCUCUCUUUGUUUCUUUGUGUUGCCAACCACGACAAACUUCUUCCAGGUUGGAGUCAUUUUGCACAGUUUACGAUAGCUGUGGUGAAUAAAGAUCCAAAAAAAUCGAAAUACUCAGAUACAUUACAUCGGUUCUGGAAGAAAGAGCAUGACUGGGGAUGGAAAAAAUUUAUGGAAUUAUCAAAAGUGUCCGAUGGGUUCAUAGAUUCAUCUGACACACUAAUUAUAAAGGCUCAAGUGCAAGUCAUCAGGGAGAAAGCAGAUCGACCAUUUCGCUGCCUUGAUUGUCAGUACAGGAGAGAACUUGUUAGGGUAUAUCUGACGAAUGUAGAACAGAUUUGUCGACGUUUUGUGGAAGAGAGACGAGGAAAGCUUGGGAGGUUAAUUGAAGACAAAAAUAGAUGGUCAAGCUUUUGUGCCUUUUGGUUGGGUAUGGAUCAAAAUUCUCGGAGGCGCAUGUCUAGGGAAAAAGCAGAUGUUAUUUUGAAAGUAGUUGUAAAGCAUUUCUUCAUAGAGAAGGAAGUUACAUCUACUUUGGUAAUGGAUUCCUUAUAUAGUGGACUAAAGGCUCUUGAAGGCCAAACUAAGAGCAAGAAGGGAAGAAUAAAAUUCGAUGCUGAGGAAAUGCCAGCUCCAAUUGUCCGCUUUGAGAAAGAUACAUUUGUACUGGUAGAUGAUGUGCUGCUGCUACUUGAGAGGGCUGCCAUGGAACCAUUGCCUCCCAAAGAUGAAAAGGGCCCUCAGAAUCGUACAAAGGAUGGAAAUUCUGGUGAGGAUUUCAACAAGGACUCUAUUGAGCGUGAUGAAAGACGCCUUACAGAAUUGGGCCGUAGGACAGUGGAAAUAUAUGUGCUUGCUCACAUAUUCACCAAGAAAAUUGAAACUGCCUACCAGGACGCUGUAUCUCUAAAGAGGCAAGAAGAGCUGAUCCGCGAAGAGGCAGCAUGGCUGGCUGAAAGUGAGCAGAAGGCUAAACGUGGAAUGACUGACAAAGAAAAGAAAUCAAAGAAAAAACAGGCUAAACAGAGACGUAAUAACCGCAAGGGGAAGGACAAAGGAAGAGAGCAAAGGUCUGCUGUAGCGGCAUCAGACAAGCACCAAGAGGAAGAUUCAAGUAAUGAGAAGGAGUCUAUUGUGGUAGAGGAGGUGCAGCCUGCAGUAGAAAAGCCAGAUUUUCUGGAAGAUGUGUCUGAUGUAUCCGACUCAGUGGAUGGUGGUAAUGAAGUAUUGCAUCCAGAUUCAGAAGACAGAGACGUGAGUCCUGUGAAUUGGGAUACUGAUACUUCAGAAGUUCAUCAUCCACCAGAUUCCAGUAGCAGCGAAGUUAGUGGAUUGUCAUCUAUACCAAAUGAAACCAUAGAAAAAAGAAGCACAUCAGCAAUGGAUGAUAGUUCCUCAACAUGCUCUACAGAUUCAGUCCCAUCUGUUGCCACCAAUGGCUCCUACAGGGGAAACUCGUAUUCAAACUACCAAUAUGUCAAAUCUCCCAGCAGAGGGAAGCAUGCACGAGGUAAGGUGGCAAGUGAUGGGAGUUGGACUGUGGAAAUGGAUAGUCAGCUUUCUGGGUCUGCAGAUAAUGCAGAUCUUAAUGAUGUUACUGGAAGUAGUAAGCCUUUGGAAUGUGAGUCUGAAGCUACUGUUCACGCCUCACAAGAUAGAAUUAUUUGGCCUGACCAACCUAUAACUAAGAAGGUUGUGGAUGAAGUUUUGCCACAAAAGAAACCGAGCACCAAAGACUUGGUUGAUGUGGAAAGAUCAUCUAAAGAAAGGGCUGCAACUUUUCCGUCGUCUUCUAGAAGCCCUCCUAGAAGUCCUUCAAAAGAUCUCCAGUCCUCUAUUCAAGCGAAGUUGGAAAACAAGAACUCGGCUACUAUAGAUCUUGUUCAAAUUAAGAAACCGUCUCUAAAUUGCGGACAGCAGCCUGAUAAAGCAGCCUCUACAACUACAACUACAUCCUCGCAUAAUACAGUCUUGUCCAAACCAGAGAGCCUAAAUGCCUCAACUUUGAAGAUGUCGGAGAAGCCAGUUGUACAGCAGCUUCCUCUGAUGUCAAGGCCCUCGAGUGCCCCUUUAACACCUGGUCCCAAAUCAACUGCUCCUGUUGUUUCCAUGGUUCAAACAUCCCCAUUACUUGCUCGUUCAGUAAGUGCAACUGGUCGGCUGGGUCCGGAUCCUUCACCUGCAAAUCAUAGUUAUGCUCCUCUAUCAUAUAGAAAUGCCAUGGUGGGCAACCAUGUUGAGACGAGUUCAGCUGGUUUCACUCAUGCCAACUCUUCUAGUUUGGGAGUCAACAUUCCGUCAACACAUACAUCGACACAUACACAGCCAGCUGCUUUGGUAUCUGGGUCAAUGUUUUUACCCCCGAGCUCCGAUAUGGUAGAGCUGAACUCAGUCCAAUCUGGCUUUCAUUUUGGCAUGGUUGCUCGUGAUCCCGCUGGAUCCCAGCGGGUGGAGAGUCUUCAAGGAGGAGUAACGGAUGAGUUCCCGCAUCUCGAUAUCAUCAACGACUUACUUGAUGAUGAACAUGGUAUCGGGAUGGCGGCCGGGGCAAGCAGGGUUUUCCAGCCUCUUGGAAACGGACCGCACUACUUAAAUCGGCAAUGCUCUUUUCCAGGUGAUGCUAUUUCUACUGACAUGCUCUCCUCAACAAGCAGCUCUUGCAGAUUUGAACGUGCAAGGAGCUACCACGACGGCGGGUUUCAGCGGAGUUACAGUGCGCUGGGGUCUAAUCUCGAUGCAGUGAGGGAAUAUGUUCCCCAGAGUAGUCCAAUGCUGUACGCGAAUGGGCAUGUUGACGGUUUAGGGCAACACCAAUGGCAGAUGACGGCAUCUGAUCUUUCUCGGGUAGGUAUGAGGAAUGUAGAAGGUGACGGUUCUCCGUAUUUCAAUCCGGAUUAUUCGAAUUUGGCAUGCGGUGGCAAUGGAUAUGCAGUAUAUAGACCUUCAAAUGGACAGUGAAGGAGCUGAGAAAUGCAAAGUGGUGAGCAUCAUUAUGUCCGUUGUAAUAAUGUAUUACCUUGGGGAAAUUGUUGGGUUAUAAAAUUGGAGUGAGGCUGUAAUCUUUUUCAUAAGCUAACAUUUUGUAGAGUGUUUCUGCCUUUGCCUAAAUGCAUUUUUAGUUUGCUGUUAUAA
Molecule: messenger RNA, 3672 nt
Organism: Mercurialis annua (annual mercury)
Lineage: Eukaryota; Viridiplantae; Streptophyta; Magnoliopsida; Malpighiales; Euphorbiaceae
Product: TNF receptor-associated factor homolog 1a
Exons: 13
Coding region: 208-3498 (1096 amino acids)
Molecular function (GO): protein binding
Source: RefSeq, a predicted model, not a curated record